AUGGUGGAGCAGUCGGAUCGUGCUCCGCUACUUGAUUGGGAGGAGGUCCCUCCAGCCGAACCAGCUCCAACGAGCCCGUCUUUAGAAGAUGAAAAUUCUUUAGAGUCAAGUCCGUCUAACUGCCGUCCCUUGGGUAGCACCAUUGCAGGUAUCGGGUGGGAUACAAGCGCAGGAGAUCUAACCAACUCAACAGCUGUUAACAGCGGGAGCACAAGCUCUCCUUCAAAACAAACCGGGCCAGGAGAGGGUGCCCCGACGUGCAACGAACAGGCGGAGUGCACUUUCCCUGGGCUGGCCGUCAAAGAUCGAAGAGUGUCCGAAUGGGAGGAAAAAGACCAAAUCGUUGCUGUUUUCGUGGUGACUUUUGAUACCAGAUCAGGUAACAUGAUUGAAUGGUGCCUACCUCAGGAUGUGAAUCUGGAGGGAGUAGAAUUCAAGUCCAUGGCCAGUGGUUCACAUCGAAUCACCAGUGACUUUAUAUAUUUUCGUAAAGGUUCUUACUUUGGACUGGCAUGUUUUGCCAACAUGCCAGUGGAAAGUGAGUUGGAGAGAGGAGCUCGAAUGAAGUCUGUGGGUAUUCUGUCUCCAUCUUACACACUACUUUACCGAUACAUGCACUUUCUGGAAAACCAGGUUAGGCACCAGCUUCAGUGUCCUGGACAGUACUCUCCUCUGGAGGCUUUCUAUGAGGAUAAGAAGGCUGUGUUACCCUCUGGAGGAAAUGGCUUGGUCACUGCCUGCCCUACCAGUGCCCUCACCACAAUGGUUAACCGCUGCAUGCAUCCAGAGAUGAAGAUCACACACCCAGCAGGCUGCAUGUCCCAGUUCAUCCGUUUCUUUGGAGAGCAGAUUAUGGUGCUGUGGAAAUUUGCCCUGCUCAGAAAACGCAUUCUCAUCUUCUCACCUCCACCAGUAGGAGUAGUCUGCUACCGAGUGUACUGUUGCUGUUGCCUUGCCAAUGUGUCCAUACCUGGGAUUGGAGUAGCAGUGCCAGAGCUCCGCCCCUUCUUCUACAUCAACGUAGCUGACAUCACAGCUCUGGAAACUGAGCUGUCCUAUGUGGCCUGUACAACAGAGAAGAUCUUUGAGGAGAAGAAAGAUUUGUAUGAUGUUUAUGUAGAUAACCAGAACGUGAAAACACACAGAGAGAGUCUUCAGCCACUCCUCCGACUAAACACUGCAGAUAAAGAGAAAUAUCGAAAGCUCAGUGAACAGAGGCAGCUGCUGCUAUAUUCUCAGGAGGUGGAUGGUGAUUGCUCUUCCAGUGAGGAGGAUCUCUUCAUCCUGUUCUUCAUGGAGCAGAAUAACCGAAUUUUCCAAACGCUGUCUGAGGUGGCAGGGAGCGCCGAUCCCACCCUGACUGCGGAGCAUGUGCGAGCCAUGGGUCUGGACCCCCAGGGAGACCGAGGCUUCCUGGUGGACCUGCUGGAGGUUUAUGGCAUCGAUGUCAUGCUAGUUAUUGAUAACCCUUGCUGUCCUUAG
Chanos chanos (milkfish) is the source of this 1482-nucleotide messenger RNA. RefSeq names its product DENN domain containing 11 (gene dennd11). NCBI's taxonomy places the organism in Eukaryota, Metazoa, Chordata, Actinopteri, Gonorynchiformes, Chanidae. The transcript has 9 exons. Gene Ontology annotation, cellular component: cytoplasm. The record is from RefSeq and is a predicted model, not a curated record. Bases 1 to 1482 code for a protein of 493 amino acids.